AUGAAACCAAACUGGUGGCCCGGCGAAGACCAUGAACGGUUCACCGAAUGGGCGCUCUCCCAGGGCAUCGAGGUGAACGGAGUCAGCCCGGCGCGAUUCCCCGGUCGUGGAUUAGGCAUGAUAGCCACACGCGACAUAGAAGAAGAUGAAGCCAUCGUCACCGUCCCACUGAAGGCGAUGUUAACCAUUGAGCGCGUUCCUGCGUCUUUCACCAGCAGGUUCCCCGCGGGAACCCCAGUCCACGCCAUAGUAGCCGCGUUCCUCACCAACGGCAACGCAGAGGAUCUCAGUCCGUAUGAGCUAUGGCGAAGAACAUGGCCCUCACGCCAGGACUUUGAAGACAGCAUGCCCAUUCUCUGGCCGUCGUCGCUACGAGUGCCCGGCGGUCAAGCAUCCGGGGCAACGGUGCUUCCGCCUUCGAUCUCGGGCGCGUGGAAUACCAUCACGAAACAGAAGCUCGAGCACGAGUACGAGACGCCUCACCAGAACCUUCUCCCGCAGCAGGAGAAGCGCCUCCAGCAAGCGUGGGACAGCGUGGUGGCUGUUUUCCCCGACACGGACUGGGAGAGCUUCUCGUAUCACUGGCUCAUUGUUAACACGAGGUGUUUCUACUAUCUGAUGCCCGGGGAGGAGCCGCCGGAGGACAGUAACGAUGCGAUGGCGAUGCUGCCCUUUGCCGAUUACUUUAAUCAUUCUGAUGUUGCGUGCAACGUCAAAUUUGAUGGGGAGAAGUAUGUCUUUCGAGCCACAAAACAUUAUGGUAUAGCAAUCCAUCCACUCAUGAGACAUGAAGAGUCUAAUUCGGAUACAGACGAAGGAGAGGAGAUCUACAUGAGUUACGGACCUCAUCCGAAUGACUUUCUUCUGACAGAAUGCAAGUACAUCCCGAUGGUCAUCCAUGUAACCAGGCCAAUAGCUAACACGCAAUAG
This is a messenger RNA of Aspergillus terreus NIH2624, 930 nucleotides long. RefSeq lists its product as uncharacterized. The coding region runs from base 1 to 930 and encodes 309 amino acids. The record is from RefSeq and is a predicted model, not a curated record. Gene Ontology annotation, biological process: peptidyl-lysine monomethylation. NCBI's taxonomy places the organism in Eukaryota, Fungi, Ascomycota, Eurotiomycetes, Eurotiales, Aspergillaceae. Gene Ontology annotation, molecular function: protein binding; protein-lysine N-methyltransferase activity. The transcript is spliced from 3 exons.